UGUGCGGCUAUCAAAUAAUCAAGCCUGAAAUUUUCUUUAACUUUUUAACUGUACCUGCAAUUUACAGAAACGAGAAGUUAAUUUCUGUUCAAUCAGUUUAACUCGAUUAAUCAGUUUAAGACCAUAUAACUUCUGAGUUAGCAUUGUUUUUGAAGUAUUUGCACUCUUUUGAUUUUUUACCGAUGUAUCGUCGAUAAAUUGGAGUUUUCUGUCUGCUUAUUUAUUUUGCUUUUGUUGGUGUGUUUAGGGAAAAAUGACAGAUCGAUUUCAACUAAAUCCGCUUACCUACUGAAUUGAAUUUUGUCUCCAAGAAGUUGCACAUUUAUAUUCUAUAUUGUUUGACAUAAAACAAGUUCAUUAUAAUGGCGGCUGUUGGUCAUCAACCUCAACUGCAGCCCGCAAAGCAAAACAGCAGGCAAAAACAGCCUGUUACGCAGCUUGAAUUUCACCAAGCUAUGGCAGAUUUCAAAGUAAUGUUUCCAGAAAUGGAUGAAGAUGUUAUUGAAGUUGUUUUGAGAGCAAAUAAUGGUGCUGUAGAUGCCACUAUUGAUCAGCUACUAUCCAUGUCCACUGACAAUGAAAAUGAGAAACUUCGAGCCGAGUUAGAUGCAACCGAGAAUGACGAGCUUCCACCUAGUUAUUCUCCAGCUACACCUCCACCAUCUUAUCAUCAAGCUGUUCCUUAUGCUCAUAGUCCUGGGCGUCUAGCUACCGUUCAACUAGGCCGCAAAACGAGUGCAUCUCCAUCUUUAAUUCGGCAUGCUCAGUAUCACAAUCAAAAGCUAUCUCCUUCACCACAUCAACAACAACUUCCAUUAGUGGUGCCCAAGCUAGUGGCAUCUCAAAAAAGUGAAGACAAUGAGAAGAAGUCAGAAACUGAGUCUCCUCAAAGAAGAAAAUGGAAUCCUCCGCUAGUUGGACCUCUUCCAUCAUCUUUCUUGCGUCUGGAAGAUCAAACACAUACUCAUAGGAAGGGAAAAUAUGUGACUGUCUUGAGCACUGCCAUGAUUCAAAAACGUAUUCAAGAAAAUGAAUCAAGAAGAAACACUAUUGGAUCAUCAGAUCCUGAAGUUGCUCAGUAUUUAGAAGAUGAGAGAGUUGCUCUUUUUCUUCAAAAUGAGGAAUUUGUUAGAGAGUUAAUGGCUAAUCAAGAUUUUUUAACUACUUUGGAAAAGGAUUCUAGACCUGAUGAAUUGCCAACUUUUCAGGCAGGGCAGCCAAAUGCUUCUAAAGAAUGUGAGAAAAAUGCCACAGCAAAUAUCCCAAAGUUGGAGGGUCAUUCUGAUUUGCCUGUUGUCCUAACUCCUGAUGAAAAUGAUGCAGCAUUCAGAGAACGAUUAAAAAAUAUGGGGAAAAUGUCAAGAAGAAAAUUUGCCCAACUGGCUAGUAUUUUUUCACGAAGAAAGCGAGCAUUUAAGCCAAUGCUGGGAGAAGGUAGCAAUCCAUCACGAGACAAUUUGCUUCUUCAUGAAGAUGAGUACUCUGAGUUGUCAGAAGAUGAUUCAGAUACUGAUUGGAAUAAGAAGGAUUCCUGGAACAGCCAUCAUGGAGAUCUUGGUGAGAGAUCUUCAACAAUGAAGAAUCACCAUAAAUCAGACCACAGUUGAAAUGAUAAUUCCUUGCAGCAUGAAAUGAAAAGGCAUAUUUUAAAUUCUGAUUACUUAUUGAAAAGCCAAGUUUAGGCAAUUCAUGUUUGUUUAUUCUGUUUAUUUUUUUAGUACAACUGAGCAAAUGCUGAAAGGCUUUGCUGCCAUAUUGUUUUAAUUUUUGUUUGAAUGUCUAUGUAAAUACUUGACUGUGCCAAGGUAUGCGAAAUAUCCAUUUUAUUAGGUGAUAUUUUUGCAUUAUUUUAUUUCAAUUGUUUAUACAACUUAUUUAGAAAUUUAAAUUUGUUCAACAUACUUCAUCAACUUUAUCUGUUGAAGAAUUCUUAACCUUGUUUUUUGAAAAAAUUUAAUGCAGGGUAACCAAAAUCAAUUUUAAAACUUGUUUUAGAGUAUGUGCAAGCAUUGUUGUUAAAUUAACUGAUGUUGUAUAGUGGUUGUUAUUAUGCACUGUGUGAAGAUUUCUGAUGUUUUAAAAUGUUUUGCAACACAUGAACUGCUGAAUAAUAUUCUGACUUAUAAACAGUUUUUUGAAAUUGUGAAAGAUGCGAGAGUUAGCAUAAACAACAAUCUACAAAAUCCAUUGUGUCUUAGCUACAUCACGCACUUGCACAGAACUGCAGCAGCAUUCAUUGUGUUAACUCCUAUAUUUAUAUUCAUAAUCUCUCAUAAUAAGAUUUUUAUUUUUAUUUUAAAUCAUUUAUGCAUUUCUUUUUUCAUAUAUUAAGGAAUAACUCCAAAAAAGUUUAUUUUAAUUGUUUUUAUAUAUAUGAAUUUAUCUUUACAUUUAUCUUAUGAACUGGUUUUUGUAUUUUACAAAUAUGAAUGAAUGCUAGUCUUUUUUAAUCAAUAUUAAUUAUACUGUACAUAUUUUUGUGUUUGGAAUAACGUUUAGUGUUAUUUCAUUCUGACAGCUAUUUUACUUAUUUUGAAAUGAUAAUAUAAGUAUUUAUUGUAAUUUAAUAUUAAUCUUAUUGUCAAUAAAUGAAUCUCAGUGACUUAUAA
Parasteatoda tepidariorum (common house spider) is the source of this 2609-nucleotide messenger RNA. NCBI's taxonomy places the organism in Eukaryota, Metazoa, Arthropoda, Arachnida, Araneae, Theridiidae. The record is from RefSeq and is a predicted model, not a curated record.